CUACAAGUUGCACGAACAACGCAAAAUAGAUCCAUUCACUUAGCUACUUCAAGCUGGACCUUGCCUUCUUCCUUUUUCCUCCUCUUCCUCUCUCUCCUCUCAUCCAUCUCUUUAACAUCAAGCUUACUACUACUAACCAAAGCAGGUUGUGUUUGUUCGUUCUUGUUUCUGCGUCCUUCAUCGCAUCUGCAUUCACAUUUUCACGGCCUAGCGAGAAUUUACUUGUUUGCAUGGGUUGAGUUUGCUUGUUCACCGUGAAUAACUUCAUCAUGUCUUCCGAGGACAAGUACGAAACGCUGGAGAAGAUUGGCCAUGGCUCCUUUGGCAUCAUCCGCAAGGUCCGUCGCAGGACAGACGGCUUCAUCAUGUGCCGCAAAGAAAUCUCAUAUCUACGCAUGUCCCAGAAGGAGCGCGAACAACUUCACGCCGAGUUCCAGAUUCUAUCGCAUCUGCGCCACCCAAACAUUGUCGCCUAUUACCACCGUGAACACCUCAAAGUUAGCCAGGACUUGCAUCUUUACAUGGAGUACUGCGGGAAUGGCGAUCUCGGCCGCGUUAUCAAGGACCUCGCACUAAAGGGCCAGCGAGCUCAGGAAAGCUUCGUCUGGAGUAUCUUCAGUCAGCUCGUCAUGGCGCUUUACCGAUGUCACUACGGUGUUGACCCUCCAGAGGUUGGCGCCAACGUGCUUGGGUUAACACAGGGAAACGCUGCUGGCGGACCCAAGGUUCCCGCUGGAACAAUGACUAUUCUACACCGAGAUUUGAAACCUGAGAAUGUCUUCCUUGGCGAGGACAACUCUGUCAAGCUUGGAGACUUCGGUCUCUCCAAGAUGAUCAAGUCCCACGACUUCGCUUCUACCUAUGUCGGUACCCCCUUCUACAUGUCUCCCGAGAUCUGUGCCGCGGAGAAGUACACAUUAAAGUCCGAUAUCUGGUCUUUGGGUUGCAUCAUCUACGAGCUCUGCGCACGCGAGCCACCCUUCAACGCAAAGACGCAUUUCCAACUUGUGCAGAAGAUUAAGGAGGGCAAGUUCCCUGCCUUGCCCGACGUUUACUCUCCCGAGCUUUAUCAGGUUAUCAAGGACUGCCUCCGUGUGAACCCUGAUCGAAGACCUGACACUUCUGAGCUCCUGAACCUGCCAGUGGUCAAGCUUAUGAGGAAGGAGAAGGAGGUUGUUGACCUCAACAAAUCUCUCCGCCUCAGAGAGGAUGCUUUACGUAAGAAGGAAAGGGACCUCAAUGAGAGACUUGCCAACAUGGAGAGAGAAAAGGACGUUAUCCGAGAGGAACUGGACUCGUCGCUACGGAGAGAGUGGGAGGUUAAAGCACGUCUCGAGAUUGACCGUCUUGCCAACGCAGAGAUCGAGCAGCUCCAAAAUCGCUUCGAAGCCGAGGUUCAGGCACGCGUCGAAGCUGAGCUGCAAAAGAAAACAGUAACAUUUUCCGGCUCAAGACCUGAGAGUCGAGAAGAUGAGUAUGCCUCAUCAAUGGGCAAGUCGGAUUAUAAGUCCGACUAUCCUCACUCUUCCAUCGGUGGCAGCGAGGUCGAGUUCCCGUCCACAACAGAUCUCACUGAGUACUCCAUCGAUAGCCCCGAGGCGCCUCGAGAGACUAAGAAGACAGCUCGUACGCCUUUCAGCCGUGCGCAGACCAUGUUCGUCGGUAAUCCCGCUGGUACGCCAAUGGAUGUCGAGAUGAACUCACCAAGCCCUAUCGCCAUUGCGUCGCUAUCUCUUUCUCCUCGCCGCAAUGGCAACACCAAGGCUCCUACCACUGCCAAUGCAAACAUCUUUACCGCCAACGCCAAUCGAAACUCCGCCGAUUCCCGAUGGGAUCAUCCUCGUGAUACCUUGUCCGAUUCUGAAGAUGAAGACGUUGUCCCGUCGCCAACACGAAACAUCAAGUCUUCGAAGAAUCCCUUCACCUCCAAGACACGACCUGUCCUCACUUCUCAGAAGUCGUGCCCCAUGAACCGCCUCAAGACCCAACCAUCAACCUCGGGCUUCGUGUCUAAGCAGAUGCCUCCACCUGAGGCUCCGAGGUCGCCCACUCGCCGUCUGAGCAAGAUUCCCUCAGCGGCAAACCUCCAGUCCGAGGCCAACAGCCAGGGCUUGACGCGCGCCUCAUCACUCAACAACAAGAAGAACAGCAGCAGCACCGAUGAUGUCCUGGGCAAGGUUGCUGCUAAGAAUAACAUUCGAGGCCGAACCCUCGUCGAGCUUCAGCAGGCUCGCGCAGGCGGUCGUCCCAUGAGCGCCAUCGUGAUGCCCAGCACAGGGGAGAACGUCAGCCCCAAGAGGGCAUUCCGAGACCGCAUCGGAAUUGAGCGCAAGUCAAGUGGUGACGAGCCCGUCGCUGUCUGGGAUCCGGAACGAGACGAGAUGCCUAGUCCUUUCCUGGUCCGACAGCGACGGAUCGCCCGGGUGUAGGCCGCCUCCGUGCUAGUCGCAUGAAAAGAAGUAAUGAUGAAGAAAGCUGGUGUGUGGUUGUGGUUUUGUUUUUUUAUGCAUUAGAGGCGAGCAUCAUGAUAUUGCUUUGGAGGGUCUACGCUACCCUCACAUACCUCUUUGUCUCUCGUUUUGAUUCCCCCUUUCAUUUGUCUUACCGCAAGCUGAGAGGGAAACGAGAGGCUUUCCCGAUGGAUAUCCCCCUCACACGUGAGGGUUUGGAAAUGAUACAUGGAAACACUUAUGGGCGUUUUUGGCGCGAGCACAAGGAUCAUGGCAUGCAUGGAAUGGAAUGGGUUAUUACAUUUUAAAUGCUCUGUUGGUGUGCUUGUUACUUUUAAUGGACAAGGAUUUUAGCAUUGUUAUUAUGAGUUGAACGUCUAAACUACUUGCGAGGAAUGGUGGGAUUGGAUCGAAUUCGGUUGAGUUGGAUUGGGCUGUUCUUGCGUAUGUUUAUUCUUAGACGUUGUAAAAAAGAUAAUGACACACUCUUCUACAUACUCGACCUCUCAAGCCUCUCUCAACCGGGUGAAUAGCAUUGUUUGGCCCCCAAAUCUCCAACGGCUUCUCAUAGGAACGCAUCUGCACUUUAGAACUCGGUGAGCAUCCAAUGAAAUGAGGAGCCGUUAAAGUGCAGCAUUUUGCAGAUAACCCUUGUCUAUUCAAGACAUACAAUGUCAUUGGACAAUCCAUAUCAUCAUGAGAAUGGAUGUGUACCCAACUUACACCAACUCCUCUCCAUCAUGAACCCAACUUACAGCGUCGUCUCCCCUUCUCGCCUCAUUUUCCAAGGCCAAUGACAGAACCAAACUGUUGAUAUAUGCUUUCAAUCCAGGUCAUAAAUCAUUUUUCAAUCCACCUGUCGAGUCCAGCCUUGAUCUUCACACACGUCAGCAACUAUACUACAACCCUUUAGUGUUGGGCAUCACUGCGUCUCCCCCAUAAACGAUGCUUCCACCCGCCUUGCAUAUGCAUCCCCAGAGCUGCACCCCAGAGCCAGUCGUGCAGGUGAGGCGUUCGACAAUGUAAAAGCACGACUCGAAGUGGUCCAUUAAAAAGCACUAUGCGGUGAGAGCUCUCGUGAUGAGUACCGCCAUUGGCAGGGACAUCCAUGCCUUUUGACAUUAGCAUCACAUCAUGAGAAAACAAUCUUCCAAAGAUUCCAAGAAACAAAGGUACAUGUCGUAGUAAAGGUUUGUUAUGACAAUACAAUAAUCAACAAGGGGUAUUUUUCUCCAAGCACACGCUUCAACACCAAAUUUGUCUGAGUAAGGUAAGGAGUCCAAGCAUUUGACACAAAUGCCCGAGACACGAACAUAUAUCCAACAACAGGCGCUAUUCAACGCCAGAUAGCACCAAACUGAACCCAAGAAAACGCAGAUAGACAAUAAUAGCAACAAAACAUUAAAAAAUAGGCCAGGCCGUGAGGCCAAUUCCAUCUUGCGUAGACGUAGCGUAGCGUAUUGUAGCCGUGAGGCCCAUCAAUCUUCCAAAAUUCCCACGUCCCAGGUUCCCUUCCUGACCUUUGAUUCGUCAUGGCUAUAGACCGAGCCUGAGAGCAGAAUGCAUUUCGCGAUGCAACGAGCACGGCGGUCCUGUGUAACCCGCGCAGGACUUCGUCUCUUUUUCGAACUCUCCCCUAUUUUCUUUUUCGAAUCUUUUUUUCUUUUUAGACUUUUGUUUUACUGUAACAAUAUUUUGUAAGUGAGCAAUCUCGGCCACACUUUCCCACCAUCUGGUAGAUGAUCUGUUUAGUGCCGUGAACGAUGAGAACUGCUGUGACGAUGAGAGUGACCAUGGCUGCGAUGAGAGGAAGAAUGGUGCGACGAAGAGUGUCGGUGUCGGCUCGAGCUACCACUACUCUCAAGAUCCCGCUCCAAACUUUCAACUCUUGACCGAUAGCCCUUAACAAUCUCCUUGAUGUGGGCGAUACGGUCGAAAUCUACCUCGAGCUCAUCCAGCUGCUGAAGAAUCUCGGUAUACCGAGCAAUUUCUGCGUCGGCGCCGCCGAUGAUUCCGUCAGCUUCGUCAUAUUGCAGUUGGGUAAAUCGCUGCGCUUCAUGACUCAGGUAAUUAAUCCGUUGUUCGAUACUAGCCAUAAGAUGAUCAAAGUAACGGCCUAAAGCAGAAAGUGAGGAGCUGUCGAGUAGUAGAAGGCCUUGGCUACUGGCGCGACUAGCGGCGCGCGAGCUGCUGGACCCCCCUCCCAGUGCCGCCUGCCCUUGGCGAAGCAGCUGGAUCUCCUCGUUGGUGAGCCCUAGCUGGGUGUCCGGAACAGCCUGUGAGGACAUGACGGGCAGCAGCUAGCUAUGGCGUGGGGAGACCAGGUGAGUCGCAAAGUAGGCGGCUGCGAUUGAGAUUUGGGGGGUCAAGUAAAGGUUUUGGUUUUUGGGAUCGUCGCAGAAGAGCAAGUGGGUUGAGGAUGCGGUAUGAGUCGAGCAGGUGGGCGAGGAGAGAUUCGGUUUGUGUAUAAAACAGCUGCGGCAACUCGUGACAUGGGCUAUGCUGGAUGAGAAGAGACCGACGGGCCGAUGGCCUGUUGACACGAUUGAGUUAAGAACACAGCGUUGGUAAUGACACCAAUGGACAAGAUACCACGGCGCACAGAAACGACAAUGAUAGAGAGAUAUGCGAGGAGGAUCGCGGCGACGGCAAGGGUGAGGAUGAUAGCGGAUGCGACGAUGCUAGAAUGGGCGUGGGGUGUGCUGCGCAGAGCAUCAUGAUAUCGCGGCCAAUACGAUCAUGAGCAUCAUCGGUGGUGUUGAGUCGGUUUUCAGUGGCUUCGGGGUGUCAGGUAGUUCGUCUGGAGGCUCCCAGACCUCAGAGCGCCCGGAGAGAAACGAGGAGAAGAGAGAGCGAUCGAGGGAGUUAGGUCUCUUUUGGGGAAUAGACGGAAGAGGUGUGAUUGGAGAAUCGGGGGAGGAACCCAAGAAGACGGAAUUGGGCUCGAGGUGGAGGGUGGGGGAGAUGGACUCGAAGCAACAAAGUACCGGUACGUAUCGUUUCGUAAGGUCGGUCGGUCGAGUAUGGAGGAUGGAAGGCCCGUUUCGGUGAAAGAGGCAGGGAUGAUUUGACGAGGGGGUUUGCUUGAUGAUUGCGACCCAAAAGAAAGAUAUUUUCUUUGGUGUUAGGAUGUAAUGUGGUGCGGUCUGGUACGGUGAGUUGAGAUGCUGUAGAGCCUAUGGUGACAAAGCUUGAUAUCGUUGAGUAGUCUAACUGAACAAAAGAUGAUCAUUAGCCUCUAUCCUCGGCUGUGUGUAAG
Molecule: messenger RNA, 5709 nt
Organism: Fusarium odoratissimum NRRL 54006
Lineage: Eukaryota; Fungi; Ascomycota; Sordariomycetes; Hypocreales; Nectriaceae
Product: NEK protein kinase
Exons: 3
Coding region: 270-2429 (719 amino acids)
Biological process (GO): chromosome segregation; protein phosphorylation
Cellular component (GO): centrosome; nucleus; cytoplasm
Molecular function (GO): ATP binding; protein kinase activity
Source: RefSeq, a predicted model, not a curated record